Messenger RNA from Bemisia tabaci, 4249 nucleotides. Its product is annotated as fatty-acid amide hydrolase 2. Gene Ontology annotation, cellular component: endomembrane system. The record is from RefSeq and is a predicted model, not a curated record. Lineage: Eukaryota; Metazoa; Arthropoda; Insecta; Hemiptera; Aleyrodidae.
GCAUCUGUUGUUUACAUCGGCUGAUCGUGCUGAUAACCCUGAAGCAGUUUUUUGACUUUUUUGCUCUUUUCACCUUUAAUUCCCGUGUACCAUUUAUUCCGAUCUUCCAAUCAAUUUUUUGUGAAAAUAUACGCACUUCGCUCGAUGAUUGUGUGAUAUUUAUCAACACGUACCCGUACAUUUCGUGUCAUCUUUCGACAUCGUGCAACUGUGUGUGGCCGUAGGUCACUCGUUCAUUCGCUGAUUCAUUAUACUCAUUCGAUCAGAAUCAGCGUUUUUUAUUACUAUAGUUUAAAAUACUUGAUCAACAAAGUUGCUCCAGCCAAGCAUUCAUUAAUAUGUCAGAAUCAAAGUCAAGAAAAGAAAAGAAUGGUAUGAGUGCCAAAAAAUUUUUCCGCAGUUUGCUGUUUCACUUCUUACUGUUUCUGAGGAUUGCCUAUGACUGGGUUGUUGAUUUUAUCAUCAGUUUCAUCUAUGAUGACUCUAAAGUGAAGAAGAUUCCUCCGGUGAAAGAAAGUUUUCUGUUGGAUAGCGCAGUCACUUUAGCAGCAAAAAUCAGGAAGAAAGAGAUCUCAUCAGAAGAAGUUGUAAGUGCCUUCAUUGAGCGGAUUAAAGAAGUCAAUAAUGUGCUGAAUGCUGUUGUAGACAACCGGUUUGAAGAGGCCAUCCAAGAAGCCAAGGAUGUUGAUGCUUUUCUCAGAUCCACUUCGUUGUCUGUCGACCAACUUGAAAAAGAAAAGCCAUUUUUAGGUGUACCCUUCUCGAACAAAGAGAGCACUGCUGGGAAAGGCCUAAGCUUUUCCUUCGGGCUGAAUUCAAGACGAGGUGUAAAAGCAACAGAAGAUGCAGACAUUGUGGCAAAAUGCAAAAAUGCCGGUGCCAUUCUCCUCUGUGCAACAAAUGUACCUGAGCUUAACUUAUGGACAGAAACGCGCAACAACAUAUAUGGCAUGACAGUGAAUCCAUACAACACCAGUCGGAUCGUUGGAGGAUCUAGCGGUGGUGAAGCAUCAAUCGUUUCAGCAUGCGGCUCCCCAAUUGGUCUGGGAACAGAUAUUGGUGGUUCCUGCAGAAUGCCUGCCUUUUACUGUGGUAUAUUUUCUCAUAAACCCACCACUGGACUUAUCAGUACCAAGGGAAUGACCUUCCGUAAAGGUGAGCCUGAUAGAACAAUGGUUUGCGCUGGCCCGAUGGUAAAACAUGCAGAAGACCUUGCUCCUCUCACAAAAAUUCUAUUCCAUACCGAAACGGAGGAAGUCGCUGCUGCGGCCAAACGGUUGCAGUUAGACAAGACUGUGGAUGUGAAGGAUAUUAAGUUUUAUUAUGUUGAGGAGCCACUAGAUCCUAGAAUUAGUCCUGUAAGCUCUGAGGUGAAAGCAGCCAUUAAAAAAGCCGUUGACUACGUAUCGGAAGCAACCGGAAGGCCAGCAGUCAAAAUCCAGCUAUCAGGCUUCCGACAUUGUUUCACAUUGUGGCGGUACUGGAUGACCAAGGAAGGAGAAAGAUUCGCCAGUCUUCUUGGAAAUAAUGAGAGAGUCGUAGAUGUCCGCACCGAGUUCGCGAAGACUCUAAUUGGAAAAUCAGAGUUCACUUUUCCACCUAUAAUGAAAUUAAUCGAUGACACAUACAUGCCAAAAGUGCCAGCACAAUGGGCAGAGGAAGCCACCGAAAAAUUGAAAGCUGAACUUUCGGAAAUUCUAGGUGAUGAUGGUGUAUUGAUUUUCCCAUCUGCUCCGCACACUGCAGGCCUUCACUACACACCAUUCUUCAGACCCUAUAAUUUUGGUUAUUGGGCUAUUUUCAAUGUUCUCGAGGUGCCUGUGACGCAAGUACCCAUGGGUCUAACUGCAAAAGGCCUUCCUGUUGGUUUUCAGGUUGCAGCCACUAAGUUCAAUGACCAUCUGACAAUUUCAGUUGCCAAAGCUUUGGAACAGCAAUUUGGAGGCUAUGUUCCACCCUUCAGCUCCUAAAAAGAAUAAUUCGUUCUAUUUCGUCGCAAUUUUUAUUUUAUCGGUACAAAUAGCAUUCAAUUUAAUUGGUAUCUUUAUUUUAAGACAGGGUAACGGUGCUGUGAAAUUCAUUUCCCAAAAUUAUCUUUUAUAUUUCUUUUAGUUAUCAGUCUAUUGUUAUUUUGGUGUUGUUAAAUUUGCAUUUUUUGGUUUUGAAAUUACGUUUAAGAAUUUGAGUACUGAACAUGACAAAUAUUAAUUAAGUUUUGUUUCAUGUUAUGAAAGCCCUUCAAUAAUUUUGAGAUGGCCUAGGAUAUUAUUUUAGGAGUAUCUAACUCAAGUCAAUUUUUGAUCGUUUUUGAGUUUCACCUCGUCUUCGAAAAUUUACAGCAGUCAGGAGUGUUUUCCUCAAAAGCAUAUAAACAAAUUUCAAGGUCAAAGUAUCUGAUACUCAGGGAAGUAUUUCAGUCUGUUAAAGCUCCGCUGUUUGAUUGCAAGUGGCAUCAAUCAAAAAAAUCUUUGGAAGAAAGUUCUGCUUUACAAAUUUCUACUUUUGCUCAUACUUUUCAAAGAUAUGCUUAAGUGAAACUCAAUUACUUGUCAUAAAUUGGAAUUAAUGUACCGUAUCAAUGCCUGAAGUUGAAAAUGCGUAUCUCUAUCGCAGCAUUCAAUUAAUUUUCAUAUCUUAAUUUUUUUAAAGGUAACUAAGCAGCUAAAAUAGUUCCCCGAAAAUUUUUGAAAAUAUUUUUAAAUGACAGAAGAAAAUUUACAAAGAAGCUCUUCAGAAAAUUUUGCUUUCGAUUUCUUUUUAAGUACUAAAAGAAAAGCAGAGGUUUGCAAUGUCAAAAUCAGAGAUACGCGGUUUUUAUUGCAGUCAUUGAUGAGUAUUUUGUACAAAUGUCUUGAUCUUGAAAGUGAAUUGAAGUGGCAAAUUGUUUAAAGGUUUUACAGAAAAAAAUUCGGUCUAAAAGUUUGCUCAAUUUUGGUGAUUCGCUCAUUUUAGGUCUAAAUAACAAAGCGGUAAAUAUUGCAUCAACGAGUUGUUGAAAUAUUAAUCAGUCUUAUUUUACUGACUGAGGCCUAGUUCUAUUACCUCUUGUUAAAGCCUCAGCCUCUCAUUCCAAUUUAAAAUUAGUACCUGUUAAAAUUUAACUGGAGGUUAAGACUUCUCGGAGCUGAUAAUGUUACAUGGACCCUAAAAUAUUCAGGGUUAUUGAAAAGUCAUGCACCACUGGCCAUAACUUCAGUUCUGAUUACGAUAUCGACUUGCGGUUUGUGGCGUCCUUCCUCAUAUCGAGGGGGAAACUUUUUGAGGUACUUUCCAGUUCUUUAACCCCCCCCCUAGGGGGGGGGAGGGCGGGGGGCAACUCAAAAAUUUCAGAUGGCCACCCCUCUCAUGGCCAGUGGUGCGUGACUUUUAAAUAACUUUGUAUAAUACAAACCCAAUUUACUCAAAAAAAUAACGUUAAAUUGUGUUAAUAAGAGGUUCUUAACCGGAGGUGGUAGAACCGGUUCUGAAAGGAACGUCUUCACUUCACAACUUGAUUAACCCAUCAAGGUCGCUCAGCACUAAGCUGGCAGAAAUUCAAUUAUUUACUCACAAUAAUCAUUGUUCCUAAUAAUUCUCUAUUUAUGUAAGACUGUCUCUUCCUAGUAUUCUCAUCUUAAUUGUUUGCUUGAAUAAGUUUCAUUAAGUAUUUUUAGCCUAGGCUGUAUCAUUAUUUUUGCUACCAAUAUCUGUUCCCAUAAGUGUAACAAAAAUCGAACAGCUCUUCCUUUUACUAGUUGCCAUAGUGCAUGAAUUAGCGCUCAAACUAAAGAGUAAAAUUGGAUUAAAUUGUCUGCAAGGAACCUCUAUUUCUGGCUCAUCUAUAUAAGCACUUAUCUGGAAAGGUAAAUUAAUGGCACAUACAUUGUUUUUUAAAUGCGCCAGAAAUAGUUGUUCUAACCACGAUGAAUUAGGAAAUUUCACCUUUUUUAGUUCUGUGAUGUUACUGAUUGUGAGUUGUUUAAGUCCCCUCUGUCUUUCUUGAUUCGUCAGUUACAAUCCACCUGUGAAGCCAUUGUUGGCCUCAUCUGACGAGUAGAACCUCUGGUUACUUGCAUUCCCAUUUCCAUUUUACAAGCUAAUACUUUUUAGUGUGUCUAACUGAGAUUACUAAAGCAUGCAUAUUUUACUGUUGAGUAAGUUUAAUAUUAUGUUCGUACUUAUUGAUUGGAUUAACAGUUUAUAGGCAAUCAUCUCCAUUAUAGUGCAAUUUGGUUUGUAGGCAAUAAACUGCUGUUUUAUAUUCUUAAAA